AUGCAUCGUCAUAUCUUUAUUUCGAUUCUCAUUUCGUUAAUUGUUUCAAUUCAAUCCCUAGUUGGAGAGAAAGGAAACGUUAUCAGUAUUGAUCUCAUUCAUCGUGAUUCAAUGCUAUCUCCAUUUUAUAAUCGUUCAAUCUCUCCAUCAGAGCUCUUAAGAAGAGCUGUUCUGCGUUCUCUUAGCCAUGCCAACAACUUCAAUUCACAUAUGCAUAGUAAAGCAAAAGAUAUCCAAUCGGAGGUGACUCGCAACGAAUUUGAAUAUCUUAUGAAGAUUUAUAUCGGUGAGAAUCAUUAUCAAGCCCUUGCUUUGGUAAGCACGGGAAGCCAACUUGUAUGGAUACAGUGUGAUCCCUGUAAAGAUUGCUACGAACAAGAUGCACCUCCCUUUAAACCAUCAAACUCCUAUCAAGAACUUCCCUAUGACAACGAAUUCUGUCGAGUUUUUGAAAAAAGGAGUCGUGUUGAGCCAUCAAACCAGUGCGAAUACAAAUAUGUUUACGAGAAGAAUGGAUUUACAGUUGGAGUUUUGGGCACUGAGACAUUUUACUUUGAUUCUGCGAAUGGUGAACUUGUUUCUUUACCUAAAUUUGUGUUUGGGUGUGGUCACAAGAAUAAAAUUAAGUUUGGACGUCUUGUUCAAGGUGUGGUUGGCCUUGGAAGAGGAAAACUCUCACUAAUUUCUCAACUGGGAAGUGACAUUGAGCACAUAUUGUCCUAUUGUUUAGUUUCAAGGUCUGAGAAAACCAAGGUUAGCAAACUCAAAAUCGGACAGAAAGCCAAAAUCUCCGGUGGACGUAGACGUGUUUCAACCCCGCUUUCAUUCGAAGAUCCUUCUCCUUAUUACUACCUUACUCUUGAAGGUAUCAGCGUUGGAACCAAAAAGAUUGUGACAAAAAAUACAAGACACAGUAAUAUCAUAAUCGAUUCUGGAACAGUCAUGACAGUCUUGCAUCCGGGCGUAUACGAUGUGUUGGAAAAGCUCAUUAUUGCGAUAAUUAAGAAGUCUGAUGAAAACAUCGAGCCAACAAAAGAUCCAUCGGGAACAUUUAGUUUGUGCUAUGACAAAGGUUUUAAUAUCAAGUUUCCCACACUGAUAUUCCAUUUUUCUGGUGCAGACGUUCAUUUAAAACGCAGAAACACAUAUGUCCAGUAUUUUGAUUACAUUUGUAUGACUAUAGCCCGACACAGUUCGAACGAUGCUAUUUCUAUUUUUGGAAGUUCUGCACAAGUGAACUUUGAGGUGGAGUAUGACCUCAACCAAAAGCUAGUCUCUUUUGCUCAAACAGAUUGUUCCCAAUAUUGA
Molecule: messenger RNA, 1308 nt
Organism: Tripterygium wilfordii
Lineage: Eukaryota; Viridiplantae; Streptophyta; Magnoliopsida; Celastrales; Celastraceae
Product: probable aspartic protease At2g35615
Exons: 1
Coding region: 1-1308 (435 amino acids)
Cellular component (GO): extracellular region
Source: RefSeq, a predicted model, not a curated record